Molecule: messenger RNA, 920 nt
Organism: Sodiomyces alkalinus F11
Lineage: Eukaryota; Fungi; Ascomycota; Sordariomycetes; Glomerellales; Plectosphaerellaceae
Product: copper/zinc binding superoxide dismutase
Exons: 5
Coding region: 355-819 (154 amino acids)
Biological process (GO): removal of superoxide radicals
Molecular function (GO): copper ion binding; superoxide dismutase activity
Source: RefSeq, a predicted model, not a curated record
GACAGAUUCGCAAGGGACGGAAAGCCGUAGAAAGGAUGGGCGGGAGCUCGUGGGACGGAGGUGGGGGUAGCGAAUGGAGAGUCCCCCAAAAGCUCGGAAGCCCGAUGGAAAGUCGUGCCCGGUUGCUGCGAUCCUCGGUGUUUAGGUGGUGCCAUCUCCAUAAUAACUCACCUUUUACCCCGUCUCCUCUUCUCUUCAGAACCCCCCCCUACUGUUUUCCCUCCUGUCUUCUCCUCUCUUCUCAAUUACCGUCGAACGAGUAGCAACACCGAACAAAAGUUGUCUUUGAACUCGUCAAGAGACCUGUCCCCUUCCCCUUCUUAUAUCCAGACCAACUCAAAUAAAUCAGACACAAUGGUCAAGGCUGUUGCCGUCGUCCGUGGUGACUCCAAGGUCACUGGCACCGUCAUCUUCGAGCAGGAGUCCGAGUCGGCCCCUACCAAGGUCACUUGGGACAUCAGCGGCCAGGACCCCAACGCGAAGCGUGGCAUGCAUAUCCACACCUUCGGCGACAACACGAACGGCUGCACAUCGGCCGGCCCUCACUUCAACCCCCACGGCAAGCAGCACGGUGCCCCUAGCGACGAGAACCGCCAUGUUGGUGACCUUGGCAACAUUGAGACCGAUGCUCAGGGCAACUCCAAGGGCGAGGUUACAGACUCUUUGAUCAAGCUGAUCGGUCCCGAGAGCGUCAUCGGCCGCACCGUUGUUGUUCACGCCGGCACCGACGAUCUUGGCAAGGGUGACACCGAGGAGUCGCUCAAGACAGGCAAUGCUGGCCCUCGCCCUGCUUGCGGUGUCAUCGGCAUCUCCAGCUAAAUCGACCCAAGCCUCCCUGGACCAAGGACAGCUCGGAAUGACCUGGAAAACUGCCAGGACUAAGCAUGGAUGCCCGGGGUCGUUGAUUUUGAACUACUCGG